AUGAGAUGAGCCCUCUUGAAGUAGAGGAACUUCUGAUGAAAGCCUCAGAGAAGAAAGACCCAACAGAUGUGGAAUACCAUGAACCAGUGUUUUCAAGCCCAUUCAGUCGACCUACAACCCCUCAGAGGACAGAAAGAGGCUACAUCAGCCUUCAUGGCCUUCAGAUGCCCAACAAGAACCAGAGUCCCUUUCAGGCUGAGAACUUUAGAAAACAAGAAGCUAAAACCAACCAGUAUUUGGGUACCAACCAGCUGGCUCAAAAUGGAUCAUAUGCUAAUAACGAAUACAGCGGCAUAACCAGGAUCAGCCCGGCAUCUUCUCCCAUACAAGAGUAUGAGGAACAGCUUCGGAUAACUCCAACGGCAGAUUCCGGGCUGGGAUUUGGACGGUAUUCCCCUCUGAAUCCAAAAGAAGACUCUAGUCUCAACUUUGUGAGCUUCCUCCCUCCUGAGGUGGAAUCUGGUGAACCUGUUACCAUGAUCUUCAUGGGUUAUCAAAAUGCAGAAUCUGAUGAGGAAGAUGAAGGAAUCCAGGCUGAACUGGUAGUUAUUAGUGAUGAUGAUGAUGAAGAUCCCAAGGAAGCCCCUUUGUCGUACCACCCUCUGGGCUACCGCAGCAAGAUCUUCAAACCCAACAGUACGGUGUACCGCUCUGAGAUCAGGCCUGGUGCCAUCAGAACCUUCAGCUCUGGAAGACAGAUGCUUGGAAAUGAAACCAAAGACCCGACAGACACAGAGUAAUGCACCGUUCCCGUCCAUCAGCUAUAAUCGAGCGCUUUGUCCUUGGUGCUUUUAAGACGUUGUGUCUGCUCAAGAGGUCUUUCAUAACAUCUGCUAAAGAGAGUGUUAUGUAAUAAUACUUGGCUUGCAUUACGUAAGGCGCAAAAUUAAUGCUAAAAUCCACAACGUUCUGCAUAUUCAUUGUUUUCUCUGUUUUGUCAUCCCCUGAUUUUGGCACGCCAGUGCAGGAUGAAUGUGUUAACUGCAAUCCCAUCAUCCUCUCUAAUGACAGACAAAUCUAUUGAUUGAUUGUAUAGUACUGGAUUUUGAUUGGCCUGAAACUAACUAACCACCUGCAUGCAGAAUAUCUAGGUGUGGUUAAACUGAAAUAUUCUUACUGUCCUCUCCACAGCACUGCCAAUGAAACUGUCUCAGCUAGGAAAAUACAUGUAACCUCUUCAAAGCAAGAUUAAUAUGUCGGCAUCUUGUACUUCCUGAUGAGGAUGAAAUGGACUGAGAGACUGAUCUGAAAAAAAAAAAACAAAAAAAAAAAACCCUGCUUAUGACAUGAAUCAUAUUUGAGUGCCAAAAACAGCAUUUGUUCAUUAUUUCAUUUUUGUACAUAAUGUUCUUCAGUUGACUGUUCUGUAAUUUAUGUUGUUUGUUGGCAUUUUCCCCCCCCUUUUUAAUCAAAGUGGGGAAAGAAAAAAAAAACUUCUCCCUCCCAAAACUGGCAAAUAUCGGGUGACUUAAAUUAAUGCACCAGAACAAAUAUUUCAACACUACAGAUACCACUAUACAAACUGUUAAAAAAUACAUUAUGCUGUAAUUAUAUAUUUUUUAAUCAGUGCUGUUGUCACAUUUUCAAGUAAAAGAAAAACAUAAACAUCCC
This is a messenger RNA of Sinocyclocheilus rhinocerous, 1611 nucleotides long. Its product is annotated as palmdelphin-like. The record is from RefSeq and is a predicted model, not a curated record. Gene Ontology annotation, biological process: regulation of cell shape. The transcript is spliced from 2 exons. Gene Ontology annotation, cellular component: cytoplasm; membrane. Bases 6 to 740 code for a protein of 244 amino acids. Lineage: Eukaryota; Metazoa; Chordata; Actinopteri; Cypriniformes; Cyprinidae.